GAGGGCCACCGCCCCCCAUUGAUAGGAGAAGUCACCUGCUCCGGCACCGGCCCUUAACCCUCAGGGCAGCUGCAGAAUGGAACAUGGAUCCCUCCUGAUUCCAUUUUUGGCCCAAUGUUCUUCACAGUCAAGCUGCUUCUGGGCCAGCGAUGCAGCCUAAAGGUGUCAGGGCAAGAGAGUGUGGCCAUGCUGAAGAAGCUGGUGUCGGAGCGACUGCAGGUGCCCGAGGAGCAGCAGCACCUGCUCUUCCGAGGCCAGCUUCUGGCCGAUGACAAGCGUCUCUCUGACUACCGCAUCGGGCCCAACGCCUCCAUCAAUGUCAUGAUGCGGCCCUUGGCAAAGUCCACUGCCGGGGAGGCCCGCCAGCCCCAGCCCCUGUGGCACCAUCUGGGCCUGGUCUUAGCCAAACACUUUGAGCCCCAGGACACCAAGGCGGUGCUGCGGCUGCUGAAGCAGGAGCACCAGGAGCGCCUGCAGAGGAUAAGCCUGGGUGACCUGGAGCGGCUGGCGCAGUGCCUCCUGGUAGAGGAGCCGGUAGUGGAGCCCCCGGGGGAGAAGGAGCCUGAGGCUGAGACCUCGGUGCCCCAAGACAAGGAGGAGGAGGAGGAAGCAGAGGAAGAGGAGGAGGGGAAGGCUGAUCAGUAAACUGGCCCAUCCUACUCAUUUGCAUGUUCAAA
Messenger RNA from Panthera uncia (snow leopard), 677 nucleotides. It is a transcript of the gene UBL4B, whose product is annotated as ubiquitin like 4B. Lineage: Eukaryota; Metazoa; Chordata; Mammalia; Carnivora; Felidae. The record is from RefSeq and is a predicted model, not a curated record. Gene Ontology annotation, molecular function: protein binding. The transcript has a single exon. Bases 115 to 645 code for a protein of 176 amino acids.